AUGGAAUGUCAAUCCGUUGUGGUAGCGCUGAAGAAGGAAAUCGCGCUUCAUUGUAAUGACGAAGAAUUGGAAACGCUCUUAUUGCUGAAGCACAGGCACCUUAUUUCAUUGAUAGACUUCGCCUCCUACGGCCCUCGUGGUCCUACGAUCCUUCGCUAUCAAACGCACGAUACCAUUUCUCUCUAUGAGACAUUACAGAAAGAGUCAUUCAUCAAGACAACAGACACUAUCAAGUGGAUAUACCAGGCUGCUUCAUUGGCCUACUAUCUAGCUCUUCAAGGCUGUUUUCUUUCGAUUCUAUGUGCACAGGAUUGCUAUUUGGAUGCCGGAUCUAACCUAAGAUUCCGCGGAGCAUGGAAAAGUUCUUGGCCAAGUUGGCAAGAGGACACCCUUGGUCACGCGUUUUACUGGAGGUGA
Molecule: messenger RNA, 417 nt
Organism: Haemonchus placei
Lineage: Eukaryota; Metazoa; Nematoda; Chromadorea; Rhabditida; Trichostrongylidae
Source: the annotation of a GenBank genome assembly